This is a messenger RNA of Synchytrium microbalum, 11772 nucleotides long. RefSeq lists its product as uncharacterized. Bases 1 to 11772 code for a protein of 3923 amino acids. NCBI's taxonomy places the organism in Eukaryota, Fungi, Chytridiomycota, Chytridiomycetes, Synchytriales, Synchytriaceae. The transcript has 20 exons. Gene Ontology annotation, cellular component: fatty acid synthase complex. Gene Ontology annotation, biological process: long-chain fatty acid biosynthetic process. Gene Ontology annotation, molecular function: holo-[acyl-carrier-protein] synthase activity; enoyl-[acyl-carrier-protein] reductase (NADH) activity; fatty acid synthase activity. The record is from RefSeq and is a predicted model, not a curated record.
AUGCCUCCUCAUACGAGCGUCGAUGUUGAUCCUCGGACAAAGGACCUAUCCACCACCCUGCAGCGUCCACUUGUCAUCAAACGCCAUGGGGUCGAAACUGCAAUGGCAAUCCCUAUCUUACUCUGGCCUCUGGCAGAGUCCAUUCGUGAUACUCUGCCAGACUCGAAGCCGACGGUCUCUGCUGACGGCGACGACAAUGAAUAUACUGAAAUAGAUCUAGUUACUCAGGUUCUAGGCUUCUCUCUAUCCAAGGUCACCGCUGACAAUGCUUUCGAAAGACUACCUUUCGUCGCUACUGUCUUCUCCCACUUCCAACAUCAAUUCCUUCGCCAUCACAACAUCCAUACCGUAGUUAGAGACAUGCCUUCCGAAACUCAAUCUACUAUAUUGAAGACAUACUAUGCUGCUCUCGUCGCGCUACGUAAACAGGGCCUCAUCUCGCGUGAAGAAUUCUUGCCAUCACCAUCAGCCCUAAUGUCGGCUGCUGACUCGGGUAAAGCUCGUCUAUUCGCUGUAUUUGGUGGCCAAGGAAAUAUUGAAGAAUACUUUGAUGAACUCGUAUCCAUCAACGCAUCAUACGAAGCCUUGAUCAAACCAUUCUUGAUCCAGUCGGCAUUGACACUGGCGCAACACUCGGCUUCUGCUGAAGCCCAGAGACUCCAUACUCCUCAGAUUGAUGUAGUCGCUUGGCUAGAAAAGCCAGAUACUCGUCCUUCUACAGAUGCGCUACUAGCUGCUAGUGUAUCUCUACCUGUCAUUGGUUUGGUCCAACUCUUGAACUAUUGGGUUACCAUGAAGGUCCUCGACAAGACUCCUGCUGAUUUCCGUCGAUACUUCCAAGGAGCUACUGGACAUAGUCAAGGAAUCAUUUCUGCAGCAGUCAUCUCGGCUUCAGAAACCGAUAAAGAAUUCGUGGACAACACUCAGAAAGCUCUUGGUCUACUGUUUUGGAUUGGUGCUCGCUGUCAGGCUGCUUGCCCAACUACUACAGUCAACCCAAAUAUUUUGGAAGACUCUCUUGAAAACGGAGAAGGAGUACCUACUCCCAUGUUGAGCAUCGUUGGUCUUCGAGUCGCAGAAGUCCAAAAACAAGUAGAUGCAACAAACGUCCAUCUUCCAACUGAAAAGCAGAUCGCCUUGUCACUAAUCAAUGGUCCUCGUGCCAUCAUAUGUACUGGUGCUGCUCAAUCCUUGUAUGGUCUCAACGUCGCUCUCCGUAAACUUAAAGCAGAUCCAGGAGUAGACCAAACUCGAGUACCACACUCUCAGCGAAAGAUUCGAUUCUCUUCUCGAUUCUUGCCUGUCAUGGUACCCUUCCACUCGCCCAGUUUGGCUGGUGUCGCAAACUUGUUGGAUGAGGAUGUCAAGGCUCGUGGAUUGUCGUUUGAUGCUUGCAAGCUUGCUGUGCCUGUAUUCAACACCAAUACUGGUGAAGACUUACGAGGCUCAAGGACAUUGACUCGAGACCUAUGCGAUAUGAUUUGUACUCUACCGGUCAAAUGGGAACUAGCUACUCGACUCGACAAAGUCACUCACUUGAUUGACUUUGGUCCUGGUGGAGCAUCUGGUAUUGGAGGUCUUACACAUAAAAAUAAGGAAGGAACAGGUGUACAAGUCAUCUUGGCUGGUACCUUGGAUGCUCAAAAGGAAGAAUUACUAGAAAAGUCUGCCAUCUUUGACUUUGACCCAGCUACAGUCAAGUAUGCUCCCAACUGGGCCGAAUUAUAUCGUCCUCGUCUCUUACGUAUCAAACGAACUGGUGACAUCCACGUUGAUACUCCCUUCUCUCGUUUAAUUGGUAAACCUCACUUGAUGGUCGCUGGUAUGACUCCCGCUACUGUAUCACCUGAAUUCUGUGCUGCAGUCACUAAUGCAGGAUAUCACGUCGAAUGGGCUGGUGGAGGACAAUAUAACGAAUAUAUUUUACGAUUGCGUACAGAGCAAAUCAUGAAUAUGAUUAAACCCGGUGAAGGCAUUGGUCUCAACAUGCUCUUCUUGAACUCGUAUCAAUGGGGCUUCCAGUACCCAACAGUUAUAUCCAUGAGACAAGCUGGUAUUCCUCUAGAUUCCGUCACUAUUGGAGCAGGUGUACCCAGUUUGGAUGUAGCUAACGAGUUUAUUGCCAACUUCCGAGCUGCUGGUGUACGACACUGUGGUUUCAAACCAGGAAGUGGUGAAAUGAUUCGACGUGUUAUUCAGAUUGCAAAGAGUAAUCCAGACUUCCCUAUCUGUUUGCAAUGGACUGGUGGACGUGCUGGUGGUCAUCAUUCUUUUGAAGACUUCCAUCAACCCAUGCUUGAAAACUAUGGAUCCAUCCGUCGUCAACCAAACAUCAUCUUGAUUGCUGGUUCUGGAUUUGGUGGUGCUGAUGAUACUCUCCCAUACUUGACUGGUUCUUGGUCUGAGAAGUUUGACUUCCCACCCAUGCCAUUCGACGGUGUCUUGUUUGGAUCUCGUGUCAUGGUUGCCAAGGAAGGAAAUGCUAAUCGUGCAGUCAAGGAAUUGAUUGUACAAGCUACUGGUGUCGAGAGUGAAGGUGAUUGGGAAAAGACCUACCGUGGAGCUGUCGGUGGUGUCAUCACAGUUCAAUCUGAACUUGGUGAACCCAUUCACAAGAUUGCCAAUCGUGGUAUCAUAUUCUGGAAGGAAUUGGAUGAACACAUCUUCUCUCAACCUCGUGGAGAGAAACGAGCUAUUGCUGUAGCCAAACGUAAAGAUUGGAUCAUUCAAAAGCUCAAUGCUGACUACCAAAAGCCAUUCUUUGGAAAGAAGACGGAUGGCCAUGUUGCUGAUCUUCACGAGAUGACUUACAAGGAAGUUGCUGACCGUAUGGUAGAGCUCAUGUACAUCCGUCACCAGAAGCGUUGGUUGGAUGUCUCUCUCCGCAAUCUCACUGGUGAUUUCUUGAGGAGAAUCGAAGAACGAUUCUCUCUCAACGAAGCUCCGUCCAUGAUCCAAACCAACAACGAAUUGAACGAACCCGAUACCUUCUUGGCAGGCUUCUUUGAAGCCUUCCCUCCAGCUGCCGAGCAAACUCUCACCAACGAAGAUGUCCUCCACUUUUUGGCCAUCUGUGGUAAACGAGUAUGGCAGAAACCAGUACCGUUUGUCCCAGUAGUAGAUGGUAAUCUUGAAUUUUGGUUCAAGAAGGACUCAUUAUGGCAGUCUGAAGAUUUGGAUGCAGUUGUUGGGAGAGAUGCUCAACGUGUGCCUAUCUUGCAAGGGCCUGUUGCUGUCAAAUACUCAAAGAUUGUCGAUGAACCCGUAGCAGACAUCUUGGGUAACAUAUAUAGCUCUCAUAUCCAGUCUAUCAAGGAUAUGUACUAUAGUGGCAAGAAUGAGAACAUCCCAGUUGUCGAAUACUUGGGAGCUCGUGGUGGAUCUGCUCAUAAACUAGCUGGUGUCAGUGUCUCUGAAUUGCCAGGAGAAGAGUCAUCAAUUAUGUACGAAAUCACUCGUACAUCAUCGGACUUGCCAGCCGAUGCCGACUACUUGGACGUACUUGCUCAACCAGACAACACAUGGUUGCGAGCCUUCAUCACAUCACCAUCUAUAGUCCGAGGCCAUUUACUAGUACCAAACCCAGUACAACGUAUAUUACGUCCUCGACCUCGUCAAACGGUCUUUGUACAGUUAGAUAAGACCAAGGCUCCACAGUUGGUUACUGUAUAUGAUGAAGGACAAACUGGUAUCCCAAGCCGUCAUCCAGCUCUUGUUAUAUCUCAUGAAGGAGAUAAUAUUACAUUGACAUUGUAUGAGAAGCGUGAUAAUGAUUACGUGCCUCUUCAAUUCAUGUUCCAGUACAGACCUGGUUUGUACCCUAUUCAUGAAGUUAUGGAGGGUCGUAACCAACGCAUCAAAUCGUUCUAUGGUCAAUUAUGGUAUGUUGAUUCCAAGGCCUUCAACAUGUCUACUCAAGAGACAUUCAAGGCUCAAUUCCGUGUUGAUCGACAACGUAUCUCGGACUUUACCACUAUUGUUGGCAAUACUGCUGAAAUGUAUGUAUCCAAUGGUAACGCUAAAGCUCCCAUGGACUUUGCCAUUGUUGCUGGUUGGCAAGCAUUGGUUACUGCCAUCUUGCCAAAGGAAAUUGAUGGUGACUUGUUGAGAUUGGUGCAUCUUUCCAAUGAGUUCCGUAUGCUCGAUCAAUCUGGAAUGAUUGAAGCUGGCGAUGACAUUUCAGCUGAAGCUGUCAUCAAUGCAGUCAUCAUCUCUGAUGCAGGCAAGACUGUAGAAGUAAAGGCUACUCUCUUCAAACAAGGUCGUGCCUUGUUGGAAAUCUUGUCUCGAUUCUUGUAUCGUGGCAAGUUCUCAGACUAUGACAACACCUUCCGUCGUACUGUUGAGAAGCCCAUGCAAGUGGAUCUCAAGACAAAGAAAGAUGUUGCUGUCUUGAUGGAUAAGAAAUGGGUUAAAUGGACCAAUCCAUCUGCUGAAUUGAGUACUGGAUCUACUUUGAUUUUCAGAUUGAAUACUUUGACGAAGUUCAAGAAUGACAAAUUGUUUGCCAAGGUGUCUACUAUUGGCUCAGUAUUCCUGAAAACUACACGUGAAACCGUCGAAAUUGGUACCGUAAACCACGAAGAAAGUGAUUGCGUCGGUAACGUCGUAUUGGAAUAUCUCAACCGUAACGGUACUCCAAUCGAACAAGCCGUAUACUUCUCUACUGGUGGAUACUCGAUUCUGCCAGACCGUAAAGUCUUCCCAGCAGUCGUCACCGUACCCCCAAAUAAUGUUACAUAUGCACGAGCUUCAGGUGAUUUGAACCCAAUUCACGUCAACCCCUACUUUGCUGAUCUUGCCAGCUUGCCUGGUACCAUCACGCAUGGAAUGUGGACUUCAGCAUCUACUCGAAAGUUUGUCGAAAUCUUUGCGGCAAACAACCACCCAGACCGUGUAAAGGAAUACCAAGUAACAUUUGUAGAUAUGGUAUUGCCUGGUGAUCAAUUGGAAACUAAGUUGUACCAUGUUGGUAUGAUUAACGGUCGUAAGUUGAUCAAGAUUGAGACAUUGAAGCUUGAAUCUGGUGUCAAAGUCUUGGAAGGUACGGCUGAAGUCGACCAACCAACGACUUCAUAUGUCUUUACUGGCCAAGGAUCUCAAGAGCCAUCUAUGGGUAUGGAACUAUACGCUUCAUCACCUAUCGCCAAGGAUAUCUGGGACCGAGCAGACAGCCACAUGAUCAAUACAUACGGUGUCUCUAUCUUGGAUAUAGUUAAGAACAAUCCGAAAUCCAAGACUGUACACUUUGGUGGUCCAAAAGGUAGCCGUAUCCGUGACCAAUAUAUGGGUAUGAUGUAUGAUGUCGUUGGUGCUGACGGGAAGACGCUGUCUCGGCCACUCUUCCCUGAUAUUAUACCAUCAUCGAGCAGCUUUACAUUCAACCAUCCAGCUGGUCUCUUGUCUGCUACUCAAUUCACUCAGCCAGCUCUUGUAUUGAUGGAAAUUGCUAGUUUUCAGGAUAUGAAGCAUAGCGGUCUCGUACAAGAAGACUGUCCAUUCGCAGGUCAUAGUUUGGGUGAAUACGCUGCUCUAUGCUCUGUCGGUGAAGUCUUGACGGUAGAAUCAUUAGUAGAUGUAGUAUUUUACCGUGGUAUGACCAUGCAAGUCGCUGUACCUCGUCAUCCUGAUGGUCGAUCUGACUACGGUAUGGUUGCCGUCAACCCUCUUCGAGUUGGUCCAACAAUGGGUGAACAAGCUCUCAAGUUUGUAAUCUCUGCUGUUGGUCGUCGCUCAAAUGCAUUAUUGGAAAUCGUCAACUUCAACGUUGAAAACUUCCAAUAUGUCGUUGCUGGUGAAGUCACUUGUCUAGAUGUGCUUCGCUUGGUCUUGAACAAGAUAAAGACAAUGAACUUGAACUUCAUCGAAUUGACCAAGACUCGAUCAGUCAAAGAGAUUGAGCAGUUAUUGAAUGAUAUAGUAGAUGGAUGUCUUGCCGAAUCUCGUAAACGAGCUGCUGCAAGUGGUGGAACAAUCACUCAGGAACGAGGUAUUGCUACCAUUCCCUUGGCUGGUAUCGAUGUGCCCUUCCACUCGUCCUUCUUAUUGAACGGUGUAUCUCCCUUCCGUGAAAUCCUCCGUAAGAAGCUCGAACCUCGAUUCAUCAACGUAUCCCUGUUAAUCCAUAAAUACAUACCCAACUUGACUGCACGACCAUUCGAGCUAUCUAAAUCCUACUUCCAGGAAGUAUACGACCAAACACACUCUGUAUUGCUUAAGAAUGUCUUGGAGAACUGGAAGGAUUCUCAACUCGUCAAUCCUGCUGAAAAGCAACGAUUGGGAUACUUGCUCUUGAUUGAAUUAUUGGCUCAUCAAUUUGCUAGUCCUGUGCUUUGGAUUCAGACACAAGACCGUCUCUUCAAGGAAUACGAAGUUGAACGUCUGAUUGAAGUCGGUCCUGGUCCAGUCUUGUGUGGUAUGGCUCAACGUACCCUCAAGUCUAAGUACGAGGCUUAUGAUGAUGCUGUGACUCGACGACGUGUUACUUUAUGUACCAGCAAGGAUGCCAAGGACAUCUACUAUGACUUCGAAGAUGAACCUGAAGCUGCUCCUGAAGGUGCCCCAGCUGACGCCUCUGGCUCGGCCCCAGCUGCUUCUGCCUCUGCUGCUCCAGCCGCCGCUGCUACUUCUGCUCCAGCUGCACCAUCUGCUCCUCGAGCUGCAGGAAAUGUAACUGAUGCCAAUGUAACAGUAUCAGAAAUCAUCCAUGUGUUGGUUGCUCAGAAGCUCAAAAAGUCGUUGGCUGAAAUCCCAAUGACCAAGGCGAUUAAAGAUUUGGUUGGUGGCAAGUCUACUCUGCAAAACGAAAUCUUGGGUGACUUGGGUGCUGAAUUCGGUCCUGUCCUCGCUGACAAGGCUGAAGAAGUACCACUUGGUGAAGUUGCUUCUCUAGUACAAAUGCAACACUCCGGCAAUCUAGGCAAAACAUCUACUACUUUGAUCAACAAGCUCAUUUCCGGCAAGAUGCCUGGUGGGUUUGGUAUGGGUAACGUGAAGGCUCAUCUAUCAGCUACCCAUGGUCUUGGACCCAAACGUAUUGAAGGUGUAUUGCUACAUGGUUUGGCCUCUGAGCCUCCUACUCGUCUUGGAACGGAAGGUGAAGCAAAGGCUUGGUUGGAUGCUCAAUCUACUUCAUAUGCUGCCAAAGUUGGUAUUACACUUGGAGGUGCCGCCGUCUCUGCAGCUGCAGGAGGUGCUGCCGGUGGUCCAGUAGUAAAUAGUGAAGACUUUGAGUUGCUCAAAGCCAAGACUGAAGCCUUGGUUCGACAACAACUCGAACAAUUUGCUAAGUAUCUGCAAAUGGACUUGCUGGAAGGAGCUGGUUUGGCUGCCGCUGAACGGGAUAGUAAAGCUGGUCUCCAAGCAGACUUGGACAUGUGGAUUGCUGAACAUGGUGAUGAAUAUGCUGAAGGUAUUCGACCAGUCUUCUCUAAGUUGAAGGCACGAUCCUUUGACUCGUCAUGGAAUUGGGCUCGUCAAGAUGCUCUCCGUCUCUACUAUGAUAUGAUCUUUGGACGUAUUACUGCUGUAGACCGUGACUUGAUGAACCAAGUCAUUCAUCUUAUGAACCGUACUGAAGAUCAAGGCUUGAUAGCCUUCAUGGAAUUCUUAGUCAAGAAGGUAGAUCCGUCUAUGGGUGAAGGAUAUAAAGGUGUCAAGGAGUAUGGACAGAUAGUGCUCGACAACUGUCGUGCUGCUUUGAAUGCCGAUCCAGUCUACAAGAAUGUCGCCUACCGACCUACUCGUCCUCGUACUUAUGCUACUGAAGACGGCAAACUUGUCUACAAGGAAGAACGUCGUACCGCCAGUAACAUGAAGGACUAUGUCAAGGAUAUGAGAACUGGUAGUGCGUUGACUCGUCUCCCACCCAACCAAACUGUAAUCCGUAAAUUCGAGGAACUCCAAUCCAUUAUUACCUCUACUCGUGAUUACAAUGCUCAAAGCAAGGCUCGUCUUGAUGGCUUGUUUGCUGAUAUUAAGGCAAACUUGCCAAACGGAUUUGCCGCUACUACCGAUACUCUUCCAUUCAUCUUCUUAAAGGAACGAACCAAGGAAGAUCCAUCAGCAUGGGAACCUAGUGCUAAGUUGACGCAAUUGUAUCUAGAUGCGUUGACUCAAAUGGCUGCUGAUGGUAUUACAUUCAAGGGCAAAGAAGCUUUGAUGACUGGUUGUGGUAAAGACUCUAUCGGUGUCGAGGUCUUAAAGGCAUUAUUGUCUGGUGGUGCUCGAGUAAUCGUAACAACGUCUCGCUUCUCGAAAUCCGUCACAGAAUACUACAGGUCCAUCUAUGAACGUCACGGAUCCAAAGGCUCUCGAUUGAUUGUAGUGCCAUUCAAUGGUGGCUCAGUCUCUGAUGUCAAGGCCUUGAUAGAAUAUAUAUAUGACGACAAGCAUGGUCUAGGCUGGGAUUUGGACUUUGUCAUUCCAUUCGCUGCUAUUCCAGUUGUUGGACGUGAAAUCGACAAUAUCGAUUCACGAUCUGAAUUAGCCCAUCGUAUCAUGUUAAACAACUUGUUGCGGUUGAUGGGUGAAAUCAAAAAUAAGAAGCAGGCCUUGGGCUAUGAUACCCGUCCAGCUGCUGUCAUGUUGCCAUUGUCGCCAAACCAUGGUACUUUUGGUGCUGAUGGUCUAUAUGGCGAAGCCAAGAUUGCUCUUGAAACUCUACUAAACCGAUUCCACGCUGAACACUGGAACUCGUACUUGACCAUUAUUGGUGCUGUCAUUGGAUGGACUCGUGGUACUGGUCUCAUGGCUGGUAACAAUAUUGUAGCUGAAGGCAUUGAAUCACUUGGUGCUCGUACCUUCUCUCAACACGAAAUGGCCUUCAACCUGGCUGGUCUACUCCAUCCCAGCAUUGUCAAACUCGCCGAGACCGAGCCUGUAUGGGCCGAUCUCAACGGUGGUUUGCACUUUGUUGCUGACUUGAACACCAUCUCAUCUGGUCUCCGUAACGAACUUACCGAAACUGCUGAAACUCGUCGAGCCAUAGCCCACGAAAAGCAACUUGAUGAACGAGUCAUUCAUGGACCAAAGAAGCAAGAAACUGUAGUCGUCACUCCUAAAGCCAACUUUACCUUCCGAUUCCCAGAGAUGCCUAAAGCUCAAACGCUUACCCAUCUCCGGGGAAUGCUAGACUUGGAAAAGGUAGUAGUUGUAACUGGCUUUGGUGAAGUAGGUCCACUUGGUGGUUCUCGUACUCGUUGGGAAAUGGAAGCUAUGGGUGAAUUCUCUCUUGAAGGUUGUGUCGAAAUGGCAUGGCUGAUGGGAUACAUUAAAUUCCACGAUGGUCCAUUGAAGAAGAACCCAUGGUAUACAGGUUGGAUUGAUCUCAAGACGGAAGAGCCACUCAAAGACCAUGAAGUGAAGAGCAAGUUUGAAAAGGACAUCUUGGAUCACACUGGUAUCCGUCUUAUUGAACCUUCCUUGUUUGAUGGUUACGAUCCUCAGAAGAAGAUGUUCCUGCAAGAGGUUGCCGUCACAGCUGACAUGGCUCCAGUCGAAUGUAGUAAAGAAGAAGCCGAAGCCUUCAAGCAUCAACACGGUGACAACUGUGUUGUUGAACAACAAGGUGAUCAAUACUUUAUUCGAAUUAAGAAAGGUGCUACUCUAUACGUACCAAAGGCUCUUCAGUUCGACCGUCUGGUCGCUGGUCAAGUCCCUACUGGCUGGAAUGCCGCUCGAUAUGGUGUUCCACCUGAUAUUGUAAGACAGGUUGACCCCAUCACCUUAUAUGUAUUGGUAUCUACCGUCGAAGCUCUCGUCACGUCUGGAGUAACCGAUCCAUACGAAUUCUACCAAUAUGUACACGUCUCUGAAGUCGGUAACACUGCUGGUGGUGGUAUGGGUGGUGUAAGAGCUCUUCGACUCAUGUUCAAGGACAGGUUUAUGGAGAAGCCUGUACAGAACGACAUUUUACAAGAGACCUUUAUCAACACUAUGCCAGCUUGGAUCAACAUGUUGCUCUUGUCUUCAUCUGGCCCAAUCAAGACACCUGUCGGUGCUUGUGCCACUGCUGCCGAAUCUGUAGAAAUAGGAGUAGAAACUAUUGUAGCUGGUAGAGCCAAGAUCGUGUUAUGUGGUGGUUAUGAUGACUUCCAGGAAGAAGGAUCAUAUGAAUUCGCCAAUAUGAAGGCUACGUCUAGUGCUGUAGAAGAAUAUGCACAUGGUCGUGAACCCAAGGAUAUGUGUCGACCAGCCACUGAUACUCGUGGUGGCUUUAUGGAGUCUCAAGGUGCUGGUAUCCAUGUUUUGAUGGCUGCUGACUUGGCCAUUAAGAUGGGAGUACCCAUCCGUGGUAUAAUCGCCUUGACCAAUACAGCUACCGAUAAGAAUGGUCGAUCUAUCCCAGCUCCAGGACAAGGUAUCUUGACUACAGCCAAGGAAUUGAAGCUUAAGAAUUCGACUCCUAUGCUCAACUUUGGAUAUCGUCAAAAGCAACUUCGUCGUGAACGAGAACAUAUUCGUUCAUGGGUUACCAAAGAGUAUGAGGCUUUAACUGAUGAAGUUGAAGCUAUGAAGGCUGCUCAUGAGCCUAUCGACGAGACCUUUAUGAAGGACCGUGCUCAAUUCAUUGAUCGAGAAGGCAAUCGUAGAGAAAAGAUUGCUUUACAAACUUGGAGUCACGACUGGUGGAAGAAUGAUCCAAGCAUUGCUCCAAUUCGAGGUGCUCUUGCGACUUAUGGCCUCACUAUUGAUGAUCUUGGAGUUGCAUCCUUCCACGGAACUGGUACCAAGGCCAACGACUACAAUGAAUCUUCAGUACUCAAUCAACAAUUAGCUCAUCUCGGCCGUACUGCUGGAAAUGCUUGUCCUGGUGUCUUCCAAAAAUACCUCACUGGACAUCCAAAGGGUGCUGCUGCAGCCUGGAUGCUCAAUGGUGUACUGCAAAUCUUGGAAACCGGUAUUAUACCAGGAAACCGUAACGCCGAUAAUAUAGAUAAGGCCUUACGCAAAUUCGAAAACGUAUUCUACCCAUCACAAUCCAUCAAAACAGACGGUAUUAAAGCUGGUUUGUUGAAGUCUUUUGGUUUCGGCCAAGCUGGUGGUGAAGUCAUGGUCAUCCAUCCCGAUUAUCUCUUUGCAGCAUUAGAAGAGAAGGAAUACCAAAUGUAUGCAGAACGUCGAUCUCGUCGUGAGACCGCAUCAUACCAAUACUUCCACGAAAUGUUGACUGGAGCCGCACCAUUUGUAAGAGUCAAAGCUGCAGCACCAUAUACAGAUGAGCAGGCUUCUAGUGUAUACCUCAACCCUCUGGCUCGUGCAGGCUUCGAUAAGCACUCCAAGUCAUGGAACUUUACAGCAGGAUCUGUUGAUACACCAUCUGUCGAUCUCGAAGUCGUCAAACUCAUGACUGAAUCCAGCUCUGUAUUUGGCUCUACUAGUGCCGAUAAAGGAGUUGGUAUUGAUGUACAACUGAUCUCUGAAAUCAAUGAUGCCAAUGAAACCUUCCUGGCCCGCAACUUCACUACUCGAGAACGUCGAUACUGUGAUGCACAGCCCAACCCUCAAGCCAGCUAUGCUGGUCGAUGGGCGGCAAAGGAAGCAGUUAUAAAGGCAGUCUCAUCAGCAGCAGGCGGCAAUACAAUUGUCUGGAACCAAGGAUCUGGAGCUCCGUUGAUUGAUAUUGAAAUCACUCGUGAAGCUGACAAGGCCCCUGUUGUGACAUUCUAUGGAGCGCCACUGGCAGCAGUGCAGCGUGUUGGUGUCAAGGAAGUGAAGGUGACCAUCUCUCAUAGCGGCAACUAUGCUGUUGCUGCAGCUACCGCAAAGUGA